AAUAACGCUGAGGAUGGCGCGAGAGUUUAGGGCUGAUAUGAAUCGAUGCUUUUGGAAUAAAAUGAAUAAACACGUUAAUCAAAGAGACGGUUUAAGGAACGUUUAGAAAACUCGUCGAGUUAUCUGUACGUAAAUGUAAGUGUUAUGACGUAUUGUAGAGCGCGGUUGUUAAGGUCGCCGCGCUUAUGUCGUUUAUCUGCAAGUUCGUCGAUACCGUAGGAGCGCGUGCACUGGAAGCCGCGUGAAAGUGACAGGAGCUGGAUUUAAAGAUGCGUUAUUGUUUCGCCGUCACGUCAGUGUUAAAUAUCAGUAUAUAAUCCAGAAUCUCAUCUGGAGAUUCUCGCUUCUCUAACACUGUGAUAGGAUUGUGUUAUCAGUGCUAGGAGGCUACACUACACACAGCCCCAGCUAUGGAUCACACUACACCUGGUGACAGGUCACUUCCGGGAUGGAUGACCAAAGAACAUCACCAUGAUGAUGAUAAUGAUGUACAGUCUCGGUCACAGGGUAUCUACAAAAAGAAUGUCAUCGAGGAUGAUCUUCCCUAUCUGGAGUUUGGUGGUAGAGUUAUAUACAGUCAGGAGAAAAACGAUUGCUCAUUCUUAACAGAGGAUUUAAGAUCCUCUCUCAUGCCUGGCUCAGCCGUAGGCUUCGAUUUAGAAUGGCCUCCGUCUUUCACCAAAGGGAAAACUAAGAAGGUGGCUUUGGUUCAGCUUUGCGCCUCGGAGGAGAAAUGCUACCUUUUUCACAUCUCGUCCAUGUCAGGAUUCCCUCCUGGCCUAAAGAUGUUUCUGGAGGAUGAGAGCAUUAAAAAGGUUGGGGUGGGCGUCGAAGGUGAUAAGUGGAAGCUGCUGUCUGAUUACGAAAUUAAGCUGAAGAAUUUUGUAGAGCUGUCUGAUUUGGCAAAUGAGAAACUCAGAUGUGUUGAGAAAUGGAGCUUAGAUGGGCUGGUCAAGCACUUGUUCAGUAAACGGCUCUUUAAAGAAAAGGAUGUACGCUGUGGCCAGUGGGACGACUUUGUGCUGACCGAGGAACAGAAACGAUAUGCUGCAACAGAUGCCUAUGCUGGAUUUAUAGCAUAUCAAAAGCUAGAAAGAAUGGAGGUGAAUCCAGGUUCACUGAAACUUCAAGAAUGCUUGAAACAGAAGCUGGGUCAGAUUAGCCGAGAACUUGAGGACAUUAUUAGAUGUGUUCCUGAGGGACUCAGCUGUACAAGCAGAGCUGAAAAGCUAGUGGAGGACUUAUCUCAGCAAGUUGCAUCUCUAAAAGACUUCCUGACAGCCAACCACAACAUAAGAGAAGAACGUUUCUCUAACGCCAGCGCGGAUCACAAUCCUAAAAUCCAGAGUGCUGAGAUCAGCACCAUGAAUCCCGAACCUAAUCAGACGUGUUCUAAAGACAGAAACGGUCGUUUCUCAUCCAGAGACCCUGUAAAGCAUCCAUCGUCAUUAGAAAAUGAUGAUGUUCCGACAGAACAGAGGGAAUACAUCAUGUCCUUGGAUAUCUCUGAGUAUGAGCUUCAGAUGUUGGAGAUGCAGGCCAGACAGGAGGAGAAUGAGGAGCAAUCCAUUUUAGCUUUCGAGGCGAGGUCGGCAAUGGACGACUCUGCCGAGUUGUCAUACGAAUGUGAAAAUGAUGAGGAGCUCGACAGUGAAAUGAUUCAGUGUGCUGAAAAAAUGGAGAAACUAAAUGAUAGCUUUGAAAAGCAGCCUAAUAAAGCUGAGACCAUUGCUGAUGACGAAGAUGAGGUUGUUGAAGAGGACGAAGCAGAAGGAUUUGAUGUAAACCUUCCCCAGCCGGCUCCUGAACAGACAAAAUGCCUGAAAAUGUAUUUUGGACAUCACAGUUUUAAACCGGUACAAUGGAAAGUGAUUCAGUCCGUGCUUGAGCAGAAGAGGGAUAACCUUGUUGUCAUGGCAACUGGUUAUGGAAAGAGCUUGUGUUUCCAGUUUCCUCCUGUGUUCUGUGUGAACAUCAGCGUGGUCAUUUCCCCACUGAUCGCAUUAAUGGAGGACCAAGUGAUGCAGCUCCAGAUGUCCAACAUCCCUGCUUGUUUCCUUGGAUCGGCCCAGACCCAUAACUUAAAUGACGACUUACUGACGGGGCAUUUCAGAGUCGUAUACAUGACACCGGAAUUCUGCUCAGGAAACAUACCUCUACUUCAACAGCUGAAUAAAUCAGUCGGGAUUUGUCUGAUCGCAGUAGAUGAAGCACAUUGUAUUUCACAGUGGGGGCAUGACUUUAGAAGUGCUUAUCGAGACCUUGGCAAAUUAAAAAGAUGCCUUCCACAUGUUCCCAUUGUGGCACUCACAGCCACGGCGAGCCCCUCUAUUCGGGACGACAUAGUGAAGAGCCUCCAUUUGGUGAACCCGCUCGUCACUUGCACUUCUUUUGACCGGCCCAACCUGUAUCUGGACGUGAACCGCAAAUCUGGUGAUGUCAUUCAAGACCUCAAGUCGUUCCUUGUGAAGAAGAAAGGGGGUGAUUAUGAGUUUGAGGGCUCGGCUAUUAUUUACUGCCCAUCUAAGAAGGAAGCAGAGAGGGUGACAUCUGCUCUGUACAAGCUGGGCAUCCGCUGUGGAGUGUACCACGCAGGUCUCAGCAUCAAACGGAGAAAAGAGACGCAGUAUCAGUUCAUGAGAGAUGAGAUACAGUGUGUGGUGGCUACCAUAGCUUUUGGAAUGGGAAUCAACAAGCCUGAUAUUAGAAAAGUAAUUCAUUACGGAGCACCAAAGGAGAUGGAGUCUUACUAUCAAGAGUUCGGACGAGCCGGGAGAGACGGACUGCCCAGUUCCUGCCAUGUCCUCUGGACACAAAGUGACAUGGCACUCAACAGGUUUCUUCUCAGCCAGACGAGGAGUGAGCGAUUCAGGGGCUACAAAAUGGAAAUGAUGGCCAAGAUGGAGAAAUAUUUGAAUUCCACUAAGUGCAGAAGGAAGUUAAUCUUGUCACAUUUCGAGGAUAAACAGCUCAGAAAAGUCACUUCAGGUAUACUGGGAACCAGCAAGUGUUGCGACAACUGCAAGUCUGGGAGCGUUAAAAGCCAGAGCCAGGACUGUUCAGAGCAGGACUUUCAGGAGUUUGGCGUGUACGCAUUCCAACUGAUGGGGGCAGUGAAAGCGAUGGGAGAAAAAUUUGGCAUCACAGCUCCCGUACUACUCCUGCGUGGCUCGACUGCUCAGAGAGUUCCAGAGCGCUUUCGGCAAGACGCUUUGUUCGGCACAGGCAAGGGCAUGUCUGAAGCCUGGUGGAGGGCGCUCGGGCGGGAACUUAUCAGUGAGAAGUACCUAAUGGAAGCCUCUGGUUAUAAUAAGUUCAGCACACUCUGUAAACUCACUCCCAAGGGCAGGACGUGGCUAAGCAAAGCCCAGGAUGAGAAACACAGAACUCUCCUUCUUCAACCUAACCGGGAUCUGUGUCCAAGAGUUUAUGUGCCAAAGAAACAACAAUUUUCGAAUUCUGUUGUGGUUGGUGUUCGAGACCAGGCCCUACCAAGUACAAGUCAGAGAACAAAUUUCAGGUCCCAGGUGGACUCUAGUGCCGUGAUCAAGAAUGACAGAGUGGCACAUUAUAGGUCAGUUCCUGGUUCGCCACUUGCUCCCAAAGCCAUGCCUCAGCCUCCUGCAGUCUCUCCAAGAGAAAUGGAGUUACAGGCUGAGCUGUACAGCAAGCUGGUAGCUGAGCGGCAAAAGCUAGCCAGUAUGAAGGACAUCCCUCCUGCCAUCCUAGCCACCAACAAAAUCCUCCUGGACCUGGCCAAGCUAAGGCCCUGCUCUGUAGCCAAGUUGAAGCAGGUAGACGGUGUGUCAGAGGCUAAAGCAGCCAUGCUGGCUCCUCUACUCCAGACCAUCACAGACUUCUGCGAGACACACAGCCUGCAGGAGGCUGUAACUUGCAGCUCUUCAACUUCCUGUGAUGAACAGGCACACAGGUCACAGACAGGAAAACCACCAGCACAGUCUCUCUCUGACAGCGUGGCCAUAACUUAUAGGCUUUUCCAGAGUGAUUGCAAAAGCAUGAGACAAGUAGCAGAUGCUCGAAGCUUGCCCAUGGCAGUGGUGGAAUCUCAUUUGCUACAGGCUCAGAAAGCCGGCCAGCCUCUGGACACAGAGCGAGCCGGUCUGUCUUUGUCUCUGUUCAACACCGUCACACACAUCCUGUCCUCUCCUCCUCUCAGCUCAGAUCUCAGUGACUUCAAAAACAUUCGAGCUGUGGUGCCAGAGGACAUCAGCACUUUUCUCCUCAAGCUGUGUGUUGCUAAGCUACAGGAUGAAGGCUUUCCAAAGCCACAGCCUGUCAACCUGCCAUCCAAACAGCACCACAUCACCUGGAUAGAGCCUCAGGUUGGUGUUGGUGCCGGUGCCAAUGCUAAUCGUGUUGAAAAGCUCGACCAGGCAGAUGGUGCUGGUAAAGCCGUCACUUCAGAGCUCAGAACUCACCAGCUGGAACCAGAGCUGGACAAUAUGGACAAUAUGGACAUGAGCGACGAUGAGCUCUUUAGUGAACUUCCAAUGCCUGAGGAUGUAGGAACAACCAGAAGUGUUGCUCAGUGUGAGGUACAAGAUGGCCGGCCUUCUAAAAGCAGUGGAAUUGAACUGGCUUCCUGGAACCAAGAGAACCUGGACCGGGAUACUCAAGACCUGUUUAGUGAUUCACCGGUUAAGGCUGAAAGCCAGGCACCGAAGAGGAAGAUGCCUGACUGGGCAGAAGCACCGACGGACUCUCAAAAUGCCGCUGCAUCCAAAAAAAACAAAAAAAAGAAAGGGCUCUUCAUGUGACUUUCUGUACAGUGUUGCAAGUGUAUAUAGUUAAUUUAGUGUAUAGAGUUUUUUCCACACAUAACUAAGAUGCACUACAUCAAUUUCUUUUCUUUUUUAUCAGAAAAUACACAUUUGAAAAUUAUCUUCUGUUUAUAUUUUUCCUUAAUAAAUUGUUUUUUUAUGUCAAA
This is a messenger RNA of Clarias gariepinus (North African catfish), 4948 nucleotides long. It is a transcript of the gene wrn, whose product is annotated as WRN RecQ like helicase. The coding region runs from base 411 to 4778 and encodes 1455 amino acids. Lineage: Eukaryota; Metazoa; Chordata; Actinopteri; Siluriformes; Clariidae. The transcript is spliced from 35 exons. Gene Ontology annotation, molecular function: four-way junction helicase activity; ATP binding; nucleic acid binding. Gene Ontology annotation, biological process: telomere maintenance; DNA replication; double-strand break repair via homologous recombination. The record is from RefSeq and is a predicted model, not a curated record. Gene Ontology annotation, cellular component: chromosome; nucleoplasm; cytoplasm.